Molecule: messenger RNA, 783 nt
Organism: Durusdinium trenchii
Lineage: Eukaryota; Dinophyceae; Suessiales; Symbiodiniaceae
Source: the annotation of a GenBank genome assembly
AUGGCUUUGAAGAUCGCCCUCCUCGUGUCCUCCACCGUGGCCGCCGUGGCCAUCACCCUGAAGGAGGCGCAGGUUCAAGACAGUGUGGCCUUUGCCGCAGCGAAUGAAACGCUGGGCGGCUAUGUCGCAUGCAACCGCCCCCACGCGUGGUGCAGCACCAAUGACAAUUCCCACACCUAUCUCCAUGAGGACUGCAACGGUGAUGGUUUGCUCGAUCAGGUGUGCUAUUGGAAGGGCCACGUUUGGAUGAGGCUCAGCGGCCAUUGUGAGGCUCUCAACAACGGACACAAGACGAACCCCAAAUGCGAUAAGAUCAAGGAGAUGGCUGAAGAUGCCCAAAAGUACAUCUAUAUCACCGGCACUGAUCAUAACAUCUACCGUCAACCACUGGCGGGGCUUUCACCCUCCACGAAUUGGGAGCUCGUGGGAAGUCCAGCUGUGAUUUCACUGAUCAGUGCAAAGGACUAUUUCAUUGGGGUUGGAACGGACAAAAAGCUCUACGGUCAGCCCUUCUCACUGCUGAAAACAAUGAGCAAAUGGGUGAAAGCCCCCUUGGCUCGUGGAGAUAUCCUCGAUGGAGAUACGGUGGACGACACGUUCUACGGCGUGGGUACAAAUGGUUUGAUCUACAGCCAGAGCAUUAGCGGGAUGCACGCCAGUUCCCAUUGGAGCCAGGCCACGUCCAGGACAAGGCUGAUUGCUUCCACAUCUCAAUUUCAGGCGAUGACAUCUACUGCCGGACAGCAGCCAAGGAGAUCAACCACCAGAAGGUCUCGACGCUGA